CUCCAUCCUACGUUCGAGGUCUUACCGGCCAUGACCAGCGCGACAGGCGCCCACAUUUCUCCCCGGCUCGAAGCCUGUCGCGACUCGCUAUGCUAGCGAAAGCCCCGACCGAGAAUACCCAAUGAUCUAUCCAAGUGGUUCCGUCUCGCGCCUCUCUCGACCCUCCCGACACGAGCCAUGAUGUUAUCGGACUGGGAUAGUAGCACCAACCCGUCGGCACUGUCGCCAUGUACAGCCAACACAAGAUCAUGAGGAGGCUACUUGGCCGACAGAAUCCUGAUCCUAAUUCUCACGAUGGCUCCAUCGGCGUCACAAGCUCGCCCAUGAUCCCGACCCUGCGCCCGAGCGCCUCCCAAGAUGCCGUGUACCCCUCUGCCGCCCCGGUAGCCUGCCUCGACCGCUCCGCCGACGGUCGCACUGCCGUCUUGGGCGGCCGCCACAUUCUCAAGACUAUACGAUUCGAUGGACUGCAAAUCAAGGAAGGGAUCGAUGUCCGCUCCAUCAUCACUGCCCAACCCGCGAAUAAGAGCAAUGCCAGCAGCGUCACGGCGGACCAGCUAUCGAUCAAGGAUGCGCGCUUAUCAUCCCACCAUGGCAGCGACCUUACUAUAUUCACCGCUUGCGCGAACGGCAAGAUAUUCAUGUACGAUAUGAGUCGCUUGGGGUCGGGGUCCGGCGUCGAGUUCAUCCAGAGCAGAGAAGAUUCCAGACAGAUCAACAAGCUGGACUUCAACCCCCACCGGGGAACGUACUUGCUAUCGGGAAGCCAAGAUGGCACGGUGCGCUGUUUUGACGUGAAAGCCCGCGAUGCUGAGCGGAGCGGCCCGACUUUCCGGGUAUUCCAGUCUUAUCGCUGCAACGCCGACGGAGUCAGUGAUGUGAAGUGGGCACCUAAGGAUGGCAUGAUUUUUGCCUGCGCGACCGACUCCGGCGUCGUCUUAAAGUGGGAUAUGCGCAAGGCCACCGCCCCCCUCCUGAAGAUCAAUGCUCAUGAUACACAAAAGGGAGCCUCUUCUAUCUCCUGGCAUGCCGACGGCGACCAUCUAAUCAGCGCCGGGCUAGAUAGCAAAUGCUACGUCUGGGACUUGUCUAAGGAUGCGGAAAAGAGGCAGAAACCGAAAUGGACCAUCAGCACUCCCGCACCCGUCACCUCCGUUUCGUGGAGGCCGGGUCUCUGGUCGGCUACCGCCCAAGGGCGUCGAGCUGCCCAGAUCGCCGUUUCGUACGACGAUGGCAGCCACGGGAAGAAGAAUGGUAUCAAUUCGGUUCACGUCUGGGAUUUAGCCCGCCCAACGAUGCCGUACAAGGAGAUCGACGUAUUCGAAAGCUCGCCCAGCGCCCUGCUCUGGCACGACCAAGAUCUUCUGUGGACAGCCGGCCCAGAUGGCUUCGCUCAGUGCGACGUGGCGUUCGCCCCCAGGGUCAUGGACCGGCAGCCGCUCUCCAGUCUCGCAUUCUCUCCCCGAGGAGAGGCGCUCAUGGUUCUCGAAGAGAGGAUUCACUCGCCCCGGCCGCGCCCGACGAUAAUGGUACACCAAGGGCUGGCUACUUCUUCGUAUAGCUCUAGUCCCACCGGCCAAAUGCUCAGCAUUAGUCGAAGCGACUCUGAAGAGGACGUGAUAGGCAGUUUUAUUGGCGCGAGACGCCGGCCGGCGGAUAGGCGCCGCGCGGGCAGCCGACCGUCUCAAUCCCUCAGCACAACGCCGCCGUCUUACCACGGCGGGGACGACAAGGUUAUUCCUUUAGACCAAGUCAUGAAAUUAGCCGGUCCAUUCAAGCCGCAGCAGGUCAUGGCAAUCGGCCGAAUCCCGGCGGCUCCGAAGAUAGACAUGUAUCGCCAUCUUUCCCAGCAAUAUCUGGAAAUUCUCGACCAAGAUCUUCCCCGCACUAGCGGAGGGAAGCCGUUUGACGAGCGGGUAAAUGGGAUUAUGGAGCGGUAUGCACGAGCUUCGGAACGCGUCAGCCAAUUUAGGCUAGCACAAACGUGGCGUAUAUUGGCUUAUGCUGUCGGCUUGCUGCUCUCUCGUCGUUCGCAAUACCAUCUUCAGUUGCGAUUAGCCCGCCGUGAUAACCCCAUCAUCCACAUCGACGGGGCUGAUCCCGACCGCAAAGCGAUAUUUUCGCAGGCGGAUAUGUCCCCAGGCCUGAUAAUGAGCGGAGAUGACACGCCGAGGAAGCCGUCCUCUGUGACAUCUCUAGAAGGCCUCCACCACCACCCCGGCAAGUCGCUGCUUGCUGAAGAGAUUGUGAGCGAAUCGAAUGUGCCGACGCCGAUAGCUCGGCCGGUUGGAGAAGAGCUGGGCGGCUACCGGGGACACUUCGACGGGGGAAUACUGACUUCGGUGGAAGAGAUGGAUAGCCUCAACCUACCACCAGCCAUCAUCCCGGAGAAGCCUAGCCCGCGGAAGCGGCUUAAUUCUGCAUCCUUCUCUACCGCCAGCGAGGAUAGUCAGAGAUCGCACACUGAAGGCUACGAUUUUUACGACUUGGAAGAUGCUUCCGAAGGUCUCGUCAAAGCGAUCGAUGUUCCUAUGAAGAGGGAAGUUCCCAUGCCGGUAUCCAGCUUCAGACAGCCGGGGAGCCCAAAUAGACGGCGAAAUCCUGUAGUUAGACACGAUUCCGACGAGAGCUCCACUCAGAUGUUUUCGUUGUCGGAUGCAAAUGGAAAAACUUCGACAGGGGCCGGCUUAUUUGAUGGGACUACACAUCCAAUCCUCGAGAGGGCCGAGAGACGCGGCCAGGAUUCGGAAGAAGAAGAAGCAGAAUACGGGAGUAGGAUUAGGGGAAGGCCGAUCGAUGAGUCUCCGGAGAGUGGAGGAUAUCCGACCCGACUGUUAUUGGAAAGGCAGGACUCCGCCACCACCGAGGACUUCAUGAUAUCCCAAACCACCAAUUACACGACCGACAGCGACCCAUUACAACCAGCAGACGAUUACUCGCCUCGGAAGGAUUCUACCCAAGAGGAGAGCUUUCCUACGAGCUUAGGCCAGAACGGGAUCAACAUAGGUCAUGGGGACGAACCUCAGCCGUUGCAUGUGGCAGAUGCCGAUUUCCUUCCUUGGAUGGACGACCCCCCAUACCCUCAUCCUAUAGCGGGCGAUGGUAAUCCUCAGGCUCCAGUUUCUCCUAUUAAUCCAUACGAGAUAUUGUCACGAGCGUUAGCUUUCGAAGCGAGGAAAUCUACCUUGAAUGCGUCAGCCAUGAUUCUCCUCUUGAAGCCGCUCGUGCCUGACGAUGUGAUCGACUCGUACCAAGCCGCCUCCAUAAUUCGACAACACCAUAGUCGCCUUAUGAACAUGAAGCUGUUCGUCGAGGCCGCGUUACUGCGCAACGUUUGCGUUCGCGGGUGGCCGGAUGGCCUCGGAGACUGGGGCGAGAAUUACACUGCGGUUUUCACCCAAGCUCAACAGCGUGUUUCCGUAGGUUUCAUUUGCACGCAGUGCCACAAGCCCCGCGAGAUCGACCGCUCGGAUGUCAAGGGUCCCGGCGUCUGGAAAUGCGACCGCUGCCGUGCCGUAGUAGCGCCCUGUGCGGUCUGCGGACAUCGAGACGCUACGGCUCAGCCACUUUCGGCAGUACCUAUUUCGGAAGGGAUUGAGACGAUCGCGCGCCCGUCAGAUGAGCCUAUGUUAUCUACGUGGUGGUAUUGUCCCGGCUGCUCCCACGGCGGACACGCAACCUGCCUCCAAGAUUGGCACGCGCCCGUCCCGCCAGUUCCGAAAGCAAGCAAGGAAGGAUUCGCGGCUACAAACCCCUUCGCGUUUCAAGACGACAUGUUCCCGGAGACGAACAGCGACGGCUGUUGUCCCCUCGACGGCUGCGGGCACGCGUGCCUCCCCGGCCGGUGGCGCAACGAGAGCACCGCGGCCCGCACUGAGGAGCUGGGCCGCGUGGUGCGCGAGCAGACGCGCGGCAGCAUCCCGGUCACCGGGAUCCGGAAAAACGGCGGGGGCAAUAAAGAUCGGAACGGCCGGACGGGGAGCGGCAAUAGCAACAUCAAUAGCACGAGCACGUCGAUGGCCUCGACGCCGGUCCGCGGCGACGCCAUCGAGGUGCCGCAGAGCCGGGCGGUCGAGAGCGUGCGGGAGACGCUGUCGGCGCCGGAGCAACUCUUCGGGGCGGGCGCGGGGCUGAGCGGAGCUAGCGGCGGCAGCAGCAACGGCGGCGGCGGCGGAGGCGUCUUGUCGGGUAUCCUGAGCUCGAGCCCCGGACGCAUAGCGGCGGCGGCGGCGGCGGCGGCGAUAGGCGCGACGGCCGGCGGCAGCGGAGGCUCGGAGCGCAGGAAGAGCGUCAAGUUCGCGGGAGCGGCCAACGAGCGGCGAUAGUUUCGGUGGCCCCGCCUCGGGCCCCUCCCGGCGGACGCGGACGCGCGGGCGGACGAAGGCGCCCGUUUCAUUCGUUAACCUUUUUCGC
Messenger RNA from Durotheca rogersii, 4413 nucleotides. RefSeq lists its product as uncharacterized. The transcript has a single exon. Gene Ontology annotation, molecular function: protein binding. The record is from RefSeq and is a predicted model, not a curated record. Gene Ontology annotation, biological process: positive regulation of TOR signaling. The coding region runs from base 228 to 4325 and encodes 1365 amino acids. NCBI's taxonomy places the organism in Eukaryota, Fungi, Ascomycota, Sordariomycetes, Xylariales, Xylariaceae.